UUUUUAAUCGUUGUAGUGUAGGCGAUAUUUCAAGCUUCCAUGUGAUGUGUCAGAAGUUGUCAACACAUUUCACUUUCAGUUUGUGUAAAUAAGAUUUGGAGCCCAUCCAUGAAUGCAACUACCUUUACUUUUGAAACUGUUCCACCAAGGGCUGGACAUGUUGCUGUGGCAGCGAAUGACUUAAUGAUUGUGUGGGGAGGGUGCCAGGGUGAUUAUUUUUCAUUUAGAGAAAAAUAUUUACCUGCAAAUACCAUUACAGUGUAUCACACAGACCUUGAUGUUGGCUAUUGGACUGAACAUGUAACCGAGGGUGACAUUCCACCAGGAACCUCUGGUGCUUCAGGCUUACUAAUUGCCAGUAAGAUGUAUAUAUUUGGAGGUCACACGAAGAAUGGCGACACAAAUGAAUUAUACUGUUUAGACUUACAACAGCUGACAUGGAAACAUAUAAUACCAGAAUCAGAACUGUUACCAAGUCCUAGAGAUAAAUUUACAGCUUGGUCCUAUAAUAACAAAUUAUAUUAUUUCGGAGGUUUUGGUGAGAAUAUAAAUUCAGGAACGUAUCUUUAUGAAAAUGGACAGUUUGUCAAGAACACUGGUUCCAGAUAUCUGAAAGACAAUCAGUGGAAUAAUCAACUUCUUGUGUAUGAUUUAGAAAGCAAUAGAUGGAGUAACCCAAUGCUUCAGGGACCAGUACCAGUUCCUCGAGCCGCUCACACAGCAGUCAGAUUAAAAAAUGUGGUAUAUUUAUUUGGUGGUCGUCAUGGCGACAUAAGAAUGAAUGAUCUACAUUCCUUAGAAUUAGAAACUCUCACUUGGUCAGGAGAGUUAUAUGUUGAAGGUGCGUGUCCGUGUGGACGAUCAUGGCAUACCUUUACAGCUGUCUCAGAUGAAGUUAUCUUCCUUUAUGGUGGAUAUUCUGACAACUUUGUGUCUUUAAGUGAUGCUUGGCAAUUGAAUGUGACCGACAGACAGUGGUCACAGAUAACAAUGCCUUUUUGUAAACCUAGAGAAUGGCAUACAGCGUUUUGUUCCACUGAUGGUGAAAUAUUAAUAUUUGGUGGAUUUGAAAAUGAUACACUCAAAUGGAAUGAACCCUUGAAAACAUCAAAUGAAGUGCUGACUCUCCAACUUAAACCUCAUUGUUUAAAAAGACUGUGUCUACAAACUGUGUAUAUUCAUUGGCCAUCAGAUAAAUGGACCAUUCUACCUAAACCACUAAAUGAUUGGCUAUUGAAGAAGAAAAGGUUUGAGAAUACUAAAUUUGGAGACACAUUUGAGUCUGAUACUAUAAAACAAGGCAGUAUCUGUGUUGUACAUGUAUGCUAAAUCAUAUACAUGUACUAGUUUACUUUUAUAUACACUUACAUACCUUCACCAUUGUAUGUUUAAUGUUUAUUUUCUUAAAACAUGUCUUUGAUUUAUAACAAAUUGCACACUAACUGUUACUUGACUCAAUGUAUGAAUUCAAUGUCCUGUUAUGAAUUUUCUACAUGACAUAGAUAAAACACUCUUUUUAACAUGUUUGAAAUUUUAGGGUGUAAAAUCAAUCUGUGGUGAUUCUAAUUUAAAUGUGCAUCAGUAUGAUUUAACUACAGACUACAUUGUCUUUCAUUAUAAUUGUUGUAAGGCAACCCGUACAUAUCAGAGAUAAGAUUUGAUUUUAUCAGCAAGAAAUUUUAUAAAUAACAGAAGUAUGCAUAUUUAAUUAACUUGAAAUAUUUAUGUAUUUUAAAUGUAAGUGUUUUUCCCACUGGGUUUCCGAGGUUCUCAUAAGAUUGAAUAGUGAUACUAGAUCAGAAAACAUUACCUUAUAUUAUAAAAGUGACCAUGUUAAGUAAUUGACCCCUUUUAACCUUGAGACCAUGAUUUAUAUAGCUAUUUUAGAAUACCACAAGGUGCUGCAUGCAAAUUUAAUUCUAUUCAUUUGUGGAUGGACCAUUUAAAUGUUAUGCUCAAAUAAUUAAGUAAUAAUAAUAAAAUAAAUUAGCACAGCUGUGAUACUUUAUUAUUUAUUUCUGGAAUGUUUAUUCUACAUACAUUCCUAUUUAUAUGUGCAAAAUACCGGGUAUUUGUUGUGUUUUUAAUUUACAUGUAUGUAAUGUGCUAUUGUAAUUAGAUGUACUAUAUGCAAUGUAUUACAUGUAAAAAUGCUGAAUAAAUACUACUUAUA
Ruditapes philippinarum (Manila clam) is the source of this 2173-nucleotide messenger RNA. RefSeq names its product kelch domain-containing protein 2-like. The transcript is spliced from 10 exons. Gene Ontology annotation, molecular function: protein binding. NCBI's taxonomy places the organism in Eukaryota, Metazoa, Mollusca, Bivalvia, Venerida, Veneridae. The record is from RefSeq and is a predicted model, not a curated record. Bases 109 to 1329 code for a protein of 406 amino acids.